AGAAUGGAAGUUUUCAGACAGCCUUUCAUGAAAGUUGUUAAACUGUAAGCCACAGACUGCCUGCUCGGUGCCAACAACAACAACGACACAUAACACGAUCAUCAAAAUGCAACGACAGUAAUUGUGAAAGAAAAGUAAUUCCUCAAAAUCAGAAAGGUCUAUUACUAAUCUUCUAAUACUAACACUCCUGUCAACUUGAAGCACGUCUGUAGAGACUUUAUGAUAGAGCCCGACCAACUGACGUCACUCCUACUAGUAUAAAAAGGUGCGACGCGCUCGUUUCAGCAUUCAAACCUUCAGCCUCAGAGCUACACAGCAGCAGAGGAGGAGAGGAGAGAGAGAGAAGGAAAAGAAAAAGAAGAACAUCAGACAAAGUCUUUGGAGUAUGAACAGACUUACAUUAGCGGCUUUCCUCUUGGCACUGGGGUUUCUUGUCUGCGAAGGUAACCCAUGUUGCUCAGACCCAUGCCAGAACAGGGGCGUUUGCACUGCACUUGGAUCAGACAACUACGAGUGUGACUGUACACGAACAGGGUUUCAUGGACAUAACUGCACGACCCCGGAAUUCCUCACGUGGCUCAAAAUCUCCUUGAAGCCAUCCCCAAACACGGUCCACUACCUGCUCACCCACUUCAAGGGCUUCUGGAACAUCAUCAACAACAUCUCAUUUCUCCAGGAUGCCAUCAUGAGAUACGUGCUGACAUCCCGAUCCCACCUGAUUGAUAGUCCUCCAACUUACAAUGCGGAUUACAAUUACAAAAGCUGGGAAGCCUAUUCGAACCUUUCCUACUACACGCGCACCCUCCCCCCUGUACCUGAGAAUUGCCCAACCCCUAUGGGAGCAGUAGGUAAGAAGGAGCUUCCUGAAGCCAAGGUACUCGCUGAGAAGCUUCUGAUGAGAAGACAGUUUAUCCCGGAUCCACAGGGAACCAGCCUGAUGUUUGCUUUCUUUGCUCAGCAUUUCACCCACCAGUUCUUCAAAUCUGAUAUGAAGAAGGGGCCUGCUUUCACCCUCGCCAAAGGUCACGGGGUGGACCUCAACCACAUCUACGGAGACAAUCUGGAGAGGCAACACAAGCUGAGACUCUUAAAGGAUGGCAAGCUUAAAUAUCAGGUCCUGGACGGAGAAGUGUACCCCCCUACAGUAAAAGAAGUGGGUGCUGAAAUGCACUACCCCCCUCAUGUUCCUGACUCACACCGCUUUGCCGUGGGUCACGAGGCAUUCGGCCUGGUCCCAGGUCUGAUGAUGUACGCAACCAUCUGGCUAAGGGAACACAACCGAGUGUGUGACGUGUUGAAGGAGGUCCACCCCGACUGGGACGAUGAGAGGCUCUUUCAGACGACUCGCCUGAUUCUGAUCGGAGAGACUAUCAAGAUCGUGAUCGAGGACUACGUCCAGCACCUGAGCGGCUAUCACUUCAAGCUCAAGUUCGACCCCGAGCUGCUGUUCAACCAGCGCUUCCAGUACCAGAACCGUAUUUCAUCCGAGUUCAACACCCUGUACCACUGGCACCCUCUGAUGCCCGACACGUUCCACAUUGAGGAGCAGGACUACAACUACAAACAGUUUGUCUUCAACACGUCUGUGGUGACAGAGCACGGCAUCAGCAACCUCGUGGAGUCGUUCUCCAAGCAGAUUGCAGGACGGGUUGCCGGUGGUAGAAAUGUCCCAGGACCUAUCAUGUAUGUGGCCAUUAAGUCCAUUGAAAACAGCAGACAGAUGCGCUACCAGUCUCUGAACGCCUACAGGAAGAGAUUCAACAUGAAGCCCUACAGUUCUUUUGAGGACAUUACAGGAGAGAAAGAAAUGGCCGCUGUGCUAGAAGAGAUGUACGGACACGUGGACGCUGUGGAGCUCUACCCGGGUCUGUUGGUGGAGAAGCCCAGAGCUAAUGCUAUCUUUGGCGAGACCAUGGUUGAGAUGGGAGCUCCUUUCUCCCUCAAGGGCUUAAUGGGAAACCCCAUCUGCUCCCCGGAGUACUGGAAACCGAGCACCUUUGGAGGCAGCGUGGGCUUCGACAUCGUCAACACCGCCUCCCUGCAGAGGCUGGUCUGCAAUAAUGUCCAAGGCCCAUGUCCUGUGGCAUCCUUUCAUGUGCCUGAUGUUAAAGAGACGGGGUCUAUGAUCAUCAACUCAAGCACAUCCCACUCACGUGGCGGAGAUAUCAACCCAACUGUCAUUUUGAAAGAAAGGACUACUGAGCUCUAAUUUUUAGAAUGUAUUUGCUAAUAUUUGUAUUUAUGUAUGUAUUUAUUUUGUAUUUAUUUCUAUAUUUAUUGUCUAAUAUUUAUGUAAUAAUGUUUGAAAAAAUGCAACAGGAUUUUUAUAAGUACAUUUUGUAUGUUUUUGACCGGUGUUCAGGAACUAUGGUCUGGUUGUUUUAUUUAUUGGAAGAUGAAUUGUAUCAUAAGUUAUUGUUACAGAAAUGACCUCAGUCAGUGAAACUUGAUACUUGAAGAUUGUUUACAGUUGAAACUACAUAGUAGCUCGCAUAUCUGUCAAUUCAUGUUCUGUUUACUGUGCAGACAGUGUUACAGUAGCACAGUAUAGUCAUUUACAGUCAACUCAGUGAGCGAUCUAGAAUUACUAUGAUCUAAUUUAGCAUUCAGUACAGUGCAUCACUAUUUCAGUAUUGUUCUGUGAACUGGAUCGGGUCAUUUGAAAUGACAUAAAUAACUGAGUCUAAGCUGCACUGUCAAUUAGAACUACAUGAUCUUUUAUACAAAAUGUAGGAUUCAGAAUCAGUGGCUUAAAACAGCCAUGUACUGUAGUUUGUCAGUUUUGUUCUCAAUGCCAAUUAACUUGCAAUGGUGAAACUAAUAAAUGCUUCCAAAAAUGGAGCACAUUUCUCAGAA
Notolabrus celidotus (New Zealand spotty) is the source of this 2856-nucleotide messenger RNA. RefSeq names its product prostaglandin-endoperoxide synthase 2b (gene ptgs2b). Gene Ontology annotation, molecular function: peroxidase activity; oxidoreductase activity, acting on single donors with incorporation of molecular oxygen, incorporation of two atoms of oxygen; heme binding. Gene Ontology annotation, cellular component: neuron projection; cytoplasm. Gene Ontology annotation, biological process: response to oxidative stress; cyclooxygenase pathway. NCBI's taxonomy places the organism in Eukaryota, Metazoa, Chordata, Actinopteri, Labriformes, Labridae. Bases 386 to 2209 code for a protein of 607 amino acids. The record is from RefSeq and is a predicted model, not a curated record. The transcript has 10 exons.